Symbiodinium pilosum is the source of this 186-nucleotide messenger RNA. NCBI's taxonomy places the organism in Eukaryota, Dinophyceae, Suessiales, Symbiodiniaceae. The record is from the annotation of a GenBank genome assembly.
GAAUGGCGCUUGCCCCUGAGCACAUUCCUGCGCGAUACUUGGCUGUCCCUCGUCAGUGACAGCGGCAAGCUGGCCGCGGCCCCGGUGGAAGCUUCGUUUGAAGAGUACCUGGAGAUUCGCGCUGCCACGAAACGCAACAUCUUUGUCUUCCUGCGGGAUGACCUGAAUGAAACAUACAAACCAGAG